UGAUGAACCUCAGGUUUAUUUGAUUUUAUCCAAUCAUACACCCCAAGAUUGAGAUUUUUAACCAAUCCAAUGGCGCAAUAAUCAACUCUCUAUCCAACUCUGUGCGCAGUUCACACAGUCAUGGACGAUGGUGUGCAGUGGUGGCGGGAGACGAUCUACCCGCAACCGAGCGUCUCCAGGGAUGCUUUAGUCGUGGCUCUCUUCCAAUGUCCCGCUAUCAUGCUGCCUCAGAUGUCCAUGAAGGAGGCCAGUGUGUACUUGGACGUGUGCCUCGAACGCAAGUCCGACGUUGUGUUCCGCGACUGGGAGCGGUUCUUGAUCCGAUUUGGUCCGUUUGACAAAUGUGUGCUCAAGGCCGUGCAAUGCUUUCAGGACAAACUUGGCAUCGCGCCGUGGUUCCAUGGCGUGAUCUCCAGAGCCCAAGCCGAGGCCGUGACCACGUCCUCGGACGAUGGGGCGUUCCUCGUGCGGUUCAGUGAAACCCAGCCGGAUAAGUUUACGCUCACGUACAUGAAAGUGCACACGGAUCCCAUAUAUAAUGGUCGGAAGGAGAUCAAAAACGUGCUGAUUGUGCACAAUCCACGGGAAGGCUACGGGCUCCAAGACGGCGGCAACGGCGUGAAGUAUCCAUCCAUUGCGUCGUUUAUUGAAGGCAGCAGCGUACGCCUUCGAACUCCUAUCAUUUCCCGGCUGUCGAUUGAAUGCAAUGCCACGUUGAAGUCCAUUCAGGCAUCCUCUUCGUCCAUGUUUGGAUCAACUCAAUCGACUUAUGCCAACAACGAAUAUGGCAACUUGAGCACGAACGACCUCAUUGAGGUGGUGGCCCCACCUACGCUCGUAACCACGGGUCCGGGGAGCACUGACUAUGGCAAUCUCCCGCUCGCAGGCGGUAAACACAGCCGAAAGGCCGCCCCACCGCCGCCAUCCAACGAGUACUCGACGCUAAUGCGUGGAGAUCUGCAUCCUUCGCGAACGUCCAAUCCUGCCGACCAAUCGACCUCUACACAUGGCGGCAACAGCUUUCAUCUAGUCAACUCGAUGGCGCGCUCGGGAGUUCCUCCUCCUCCGCUGACUGUCGACGCCAAUCGGUCCAUUUCUCAACACUCGCUGCCAUCUUUUUUGUUGUCCUCGCAUCCACAUGCGUCGUCGGCGUACGGACGAUUCGUUCAGGGCAAUGGGGUGACACAUCACAGCGACUACGGCCAACUGGGGCCUACGAAUACACACAUGGGGCAGCCCUCCAACGAUUACGGCGAUGUCGGACAACCAAGUGCCAUGAAGGUGUUGCCUUCGACUACCGACGCGUACGGCCGGUUUGGUCCCACCACCACCACAUUAGGGAGUUUCUCGUCGUCUGCAUCGUCGCUUGAGCCUCCCCCCACGUCGCAACAAGCAGGUUCGUCGCAUGGUGACUACGGCGCCGCCACCUCCACCCCCCCCCACCUCCCCCCGUUCACCGCUUCCGUCAAUGACUACGGCCUACUUGGCUUUCAGGUAAACAAUGCCUACGGUCGCUUUGGCGCGUCGUCCGAGCCGCCCCGUCAGCUCCCCCCCUCGUCCAAGUAUGGGCACUUUACAAUGGACACAUGCGGUCGGCGGGCUGGCCACGGGCCAGUUGAACCGGACGCACGCGCCCUUCCCGAGCCCCAAGUCGUACGGCGUCACAGCGACAACACGCCUUCCAGCGCCUACGGCACGUUUGCAAGUGGCAGUUUGGCCCGCAGCACCAGCGAAUACGGCCACUUUGGCCAUGCUUCCGCGACGCUGUCGCACAUUCCACCAUCAUCCACCAGUUUGAAUGUUGACACCAAUGGUGGUCGACAGAACCCCCUGGGACCAGCCAACUCUCUACCCCCGCUUCUUCAUGGAAAAACCGACGCCGUGGCCCAGAUUGAGACCGGUAUGAGUCUGUACAAAGAACGCAAGCUGGACGACGCGAUCGGUUACUUCUUACGGGCCGAAUACUGCGCCAAAGAAGCUGGGGAGAAGACAGUCGAAGCGCGGGCGCUGGGCAACCUUGGCACGGUAUAUUUAGAUAAGAAAUUGCCCAAGGAUGCCGUGCGGUACUACGUCAAGUGCUUGGCGUUAACCCGGAACGUCGAGGAUAAGAAGCGAGAACGCAUCAUCUUGAACAACUUAGUGCUUGCCAGCAUCGCGUCGGGUGACACCACGUCGGCGCUGCAGUACUCGACGGAGCUCCUGACGAUCACUGCCGUGGCCGCGAAUCGGCUCAAGAUUGAAUCUCGCAUUCGAACCCUUCAGGACGAAUUGAGGAGAGCUGGGUCAGCUUGCAUUUAAUUUGGAUUUUGAUCUUGUCGCAAAAAAUAAUAUCACGGCAAAAUCUGAUUGCAG
Molecule: messenger RNA, 2352 nt
Organism: Aphanomyces astaci
Lineage: Eukaryota; Oomycota; Saprolegniomycetes; Saprolegniales; Verrucalvaceae
Exons: 3
Coding region: 121-2298 (725 amino acids)
Molecular function (GO): protein binding
Source: RefSeq, a predicted model, not a curated record